This is a messenger RNA of Cadophora gregata, 2700 nucleotides long. RefSeq lists its product as uncharacterized. The record is from RefSeq and is a predicted model, not a curated record. The transcript is spliced from 9 exons. Gene Ontology annotation, cellular component: PAS complex; fungal-type vacuole membrane; endosome membrane. NCBI's taxonomy places the organism in Eukaryota, Fungi, Ascomycota, Leotiomycetes, Helotiales, Ploettnerulaceae. Gene Ontology annotation, biological process: phosphatidylinositol biosynthetic process; positive regulation of kinase activity. Bases 1 to 2700 code for a protein of 899 amino acids.
AUGGAGCCGAGCAUCCAGCGCGCUCUGAACGACAAGCUCUACGACAAGCGGAAGGUUGGAGCUCUUGAUCUCGAACGGGUCAUUCGUGAUCUUGCUGCUGGAAAAGAGUUUGACAGAAUCAAGAAGAUUAUCCAACAGCUGUGCAAUGAUUUUGCUUAUGCCGUCCAUCAGCCUCACGCUCGGAAUGGCGGUCUCAUAGGCUUGGCAGCCGCAGCUAUUGCAUUAGGGCCCGACCUGGCUCGGUAUUUGGAUGAGAUUGUACCUCCUGUCCUAGCCUGUUUCACAGACCAAGAUGCCCGCGUUCGCUACUAUGCUUGUGAAAGCAUGUACAACAUCGCGAAGGUAGCCAAGGGCGAAGUGUUGCCGUACUUCAAUGACAUUUUUGAUGCACUGUGUAAACUCGGCGCGGACUCUGAACUGUCCGUUAAGAAUGGGGCCGAACUUCUGGACCGGUUGAUCAAAGACAUUGUAUCUGAAUCAGCGGCAACCUAUGUCUCAAUACUCCAAACAUCUGAAGACUCGACUGUUGAAACAGACAAAGAGACUCCAGACGAGUCUAUUGACCUCCCUACAGCCUUCUCACUUGCUCGAUUCAUUCCUCUUUUGAAAGAGAGAAUAUAUGUUAUCAAUCCAUUUACGAGGACAUUCCUUGUUGGUUGGAUCACCUUACUAGAUUCGAUCCCUGAUUUGGAACUGGUCUCAUAUCUGCCCGACUUCCUGGGCGGUCUCUUCAAAUUCCUCAGUGACCCAAACAGAGAUGUUCAUGUGGCUACGCAAGGCGCUUUGGAGCGAUUUUUGAGCGAGAUCAAACGCAUUUCCAGAAUCAAGAAGGGUAUUGCGGAAAGUCGGAAAUCUCGAAGCGACAUCAAAAGAAAGCGGUCGGGUUCGAUGGAUAGUGAGAAUUCAAUAGCUCCUGAUGCAGGUGCAGAAGACGGUUCUGGAAGUGGAGAUGAGAAGGACGUUAGUAGUGACGAUGAUUGGGUUCCUGGACAAGACGUUCAAGUGAACCACAAAGAGAUCCUAGAAAUACUAACUGCUAAUCUCGAUUCUCCAUUAGAGGAAGAUAGUCUCUUGGAAUCUCUACGAUGGAUUGUCGAUUUCUUGGACAUAUGCCCAGAAGAAGUGUUGCCAUUUGCCCCGAAGAUUUUGGCGCAUUUGCUGCCUGCCAUGGCUAGUGGUGUCGAGACCAUUCGGCUCGCUGCUGCAAGGGUCAAUACAUCGUUGAUGGAUUAUGUUGUUUCGCUUUCUGAUGAAGGUGCUGCGUCAGAGUCUACCACUGGGCCAUCUAGGAUACCCACUUCGAUAGUGAGAGACAGUGCCGGUAACGAGAGAAGAGAUUCGUCUACGAAUACUCGCGGUUCGAUAUCUAACUCCCGUGAACUAGACAGACGAGAAUCGGAAGUCCAGACACCCCCUCCAGCAUACAACAAGACCCCCUCGCCUGCUUCACCAUCACAGCCUCAAGUCGAUCUUGAUUACGCAGCGGCUGUUAAUUCACUGACUCUUCUCUUCUUGAACGACCAUGAAGCUACAAGAGUUGCUGCGCUGACAUGGCUCCUCAUGCUACAUCGUAAAGCGCCCCGAAAGGUACUUGCUUUUAACGACGGCACUUUCCCCGCGCUUCUCAAAACACUUUCAGACCCUGCAGAGGCUGUUGUAACUCGAGACCUUCAGCUGCUUUCCCAGAUAUCUAGAAAUAGCGGGGACGACUAUUUCAGCUCGUUCAUGGAGAAUCUCCUGCAACUGUUCUCUACGGACAGGAAGCUCCUCGAAACUCGUGGAAAUUUGAUAAUCCGUCAACUCUGUGUCAGCCUCAGCGCUGAAAGAAUUUACCGUACCCUCGCAGACUGUAUCGAAAAGGAAGAGGAUCUCGAAUUCGCCAGUAUCAUGGUGCAGAAUCUUAACAAUAAUCUCAUCACAGCUCCCGAGCUGGCCGAGCUUCGUAAACGACUUCGGAAUCUAGAAACCAAGGAUGGACAAACGUUCUUCGUCGCCUUGUUUAGAUCUUGGUGCUACAAUGCCGUCGCAACAUUUUCCUUGUGCCUUCUUGCCCAGGCAUAUGAGCAGGCUUACAACCUGCUCCAGAUCUUUGCGGAACUCGAGAUGACUGUCAACAUGCUCAUUCAGAUAGACAAGCUUGUUCAGCUUCUAGAGUCUCCCGUUUUCACUUAUCUCCGCCUACAAUUAUUAGAACCAGAGAAACAUCCUCACCUCUACAAGUGCCUUUAUGGCCUUCUCAUGCUCCUUCCCCAAUCAUCAGCAUUCGCAGCACUAAAGAAUCGACUGAAUAGUGUGAGUGCUAUUGGCUACUUGCACAUUGCCCCCCGAGCCGCACCAACAAAUGCUAGUUCGUCAAGCUUUGAUAGGUCAAGUCGUUUGAAGGGUAGAGAUGAGGGUGGUAUUCGAUGGAACGAGCUGUUGGAGAAGUUCAAGAGUGUUCAAGACCGUGCAAGAAGAGCAAAGAGACCAGGCGGAGACUUCGACGAUGGACUUGGCAUGAUGGCUGAUCCUCGAGCUGGAGAAGGGUUGGAUGCACGGGCAUUUAAAGAUCUGGCUCGACUACAAGGGCCGCCUCUGCCAGUGAAGGAUACGGCAGUUGCUCCAGCUGGCGCUCAGCCAGCAACAAACAAAUCAAAAUCGAGUUUAGGGAAAUUUGGACGAUUGGGAGGAGCAGUGGCAGGCACUCGACCUAAGAGAUGA